AUGGGCGAUACGAAUGGGCAAGUAGUAGCUGGUGGCAAUGGUCAAGGAAACCGAUUGGAUCAAUUGGAUCGACCAACUGAUGUAUUGAUCGACAAACAGACAGAUAGUCUCAUUAUUUGCGAUCGAUGGAAUCGACGAGUCAUACGAUGGCCUCGUCGUAGUGGUACAAUUCAAGGAGAAAUCCUCAUCGACAACAUAGCUUGUUGGGGAUUGGCCAUGGAUAAUCAGAGAUAUCUCUACAUCUCUGACUACGUCAAAAAUGAAGUAAGACGAUAUGAAAUAGGAGAAAAAAAUGGAACUCUUGUGGCUGGUGGCAAUGGCAGAGGUGCUGGUCUCAAUCAACUCAACGACCCGAGCUACAUCUUUGUCGAUCAACAACAGACUGUCUACGUGUCAGACUACUACAAUCAUCGUGUAAUGAAAUGGAAUAAAGGUGCAAAAGAAGGAAUUGUCGUCGCUGGAGGUCAAGAUGAAGGGGAAGCUCUGACACAAUUGUCGUACCCUCAAGGACUGUUCGUCGAUACAUUGGGUACCAUCUAUGUAGCAGACUCGUAUAAUAAUCGAGUGAUGCGUUGGCCUAAAGGAGCGAAACAGGGCACUGUCAUUGUGGGUGGAAAUGGUUCCGGAGAAGGAGCAAAUCAGUUCAUCUAUCUCCGAGAUAACGCUGAUGAAUCCAUGUAUACAGUUAAUUUAACUAGUAAUCAAAUAACAACGUGGCAUUCUUCGUUCUUAUUACUUUCAUCAUCAAAAUAUGAUGACAGUUCAUUACUUGAUUUGCCCAUUAAAUACGACUAUUAA
Rotaria sordida is the source of this 798-nucleotide messenger RNA. Lineage: Eukaryota; Metazoa; Rotifera; Eurotatoria; Philodinida; Philodinidae. The record is from the annotation of a GenBank genome assembly.